AUGGAACACGAGGCUUCACAGAGCGUUAGGGUUGCGGUCAAUAUCAGACCACUCGUGACCUCUGAGCUUCUUGUUGGUUGUACCGAUUGCAUUACUGUCUAUCCAGCGGAGAAACAGGUCCAAAUUGGGUCUCAUGCAUUUACAUUUGACAACAUAUUUGGUGGCAACGCCUCGCCAUGUUCCUCAAUAUUUGAGGAAUGUGUUUCUCCACUUGUUGAUGCCCUAUUCCAUGGAUAUAAUGCCACAGUACUCGCUUACGGUCAGACGGGGUCAGGAAAGACAUACACAAUGGGUACGAAUUACAACGGCGAAGACCAUAGCAGCGGUGUUAUUCCCAAGGUGAUGGAUACAAUUUUCUCCAGAGUGGAGACAAUGAAAGAGUCCACAGAAUUUCUCAUUAGAGUGUCAUUCAUUGAGAUUUUCAAAGAAGAGGUGUUUGACUUGCUGGAUCCAAAGACUACAGGACCGGCUAGAGUUCCAAUACAGAUUAGAGAAAGAGUGAGUGGAGGGGUUGCACUUGCCGGUGUUACAGAGGCAGAGGUGAAGACAAAUGAAGAGAUGGCUUCAUACUUGCUGCAAGGUUCAUUAUGUCGUGCCACAGGGAGCACAAACAUGAAUACUCAAUCGAGCCGUUCACAUGCAAUUUUCACAAUCUCAAUGGAGCAAAAACGAACACCUCAAACUUCAGCUGGUGAUGAUGCUGAUGAUCUUCUGGUUGCGAAGCUUCACUUGGUAGAUCUUGCUGGCUCUGAGCGUGCAAAACGAACUGGUGCAGAUGGGACACGCUUGCAGGAAGGUAUUCAUAUCAAUAAGGGUUUGCUGGCUCUUGGUAAUGUUAUUAGUGCCUUAGGGGAUCAGAAAAAGCGAAAGGAGGGCGGUCAUGUUCCUUACCGUGACAGCAAGUUAACACGGAUACUGCAGGAUUCUCUUGGUGGAAACAGCAAAACAAUCAUGAUUGCAUGUAUCAGCCCCGCUGACACAAAUGCUGAGGAAACACUUAAUACCUUGAAGUAUGCAAACCGUGCACGGAACAUUCAGAAUAAAGCAAUUAUCAACCGUGAUCCUGCGGCGACACAAUUGCAAAGGAUGCGGAGUCAGAUUGAACAAUUGCAAGUUGAGUUGCUUUACUUUCGCGGGGACUCUAGUGCACCAGCUGAAGAAAUCCAAAUUCUCAAGCACAAAAUAUCUUUACUUGAAGAAAGUAAAAUGGAAUUACAAGAGGCUCUACAAGAAUAUAAAACUAACUAUAAGCAUCUGACCCAGCGUGCUAUUGAUGCUCAGGUGGAAAGGGAUAGAUUGAUUAUGCAAAUCGAAUCAAUUCAAAACGGAAAACCCAUGAAUGAGAUUGACAUCAAGUCUAAUAAGGAUUUUGAUAUGGUGAAGAGUUAUAUCAUGAAGAUUCAGGAUCUAGAGUCUGAAUUGAUAAAGGUGCAGAGUCUAAAUCAAUCAAGACGUGAGGAUUUUGCUGAUUACCUUGAUUCAGAAGAUGAUGGGAAUCACUCAGGAAAUUCGUAUAUCAUAGAUGCUGAUAUGAGAACAGAAAAAGAUGGGAUGGUUGAAGUUGUGGAAAAGGAACUUGAACAUUCUUCUCUUCAAGAAAAAUUGGACAGGGAAUUGAAAGAAUUAGACAAAAGACUUGAGCAAAAGGAGGCUGAAAUGAAGCAGUUCGUGGGUUCUGAUACAUCAAUUCUCAAGCAGCACUAUGAGAAGAAAGUUCAAGAUUUAGAACUAGAAAAGGGUGCUUUACAGAAAGAAAUUGAAGAACUUAGGCGUAAUCUUGCCAACAUUUCAUCUAAUUCUGAUGAUAGUGCUCAUAAGUUGAAAGAGGAAUAUCUUCAAAAGCUCAAUGUCCUCGAGAAACAGGUCGCUGAGCUGAAAAAGAAGCAGGAUGCUCAAGCUCAACUAUUGAGACAAAAACAAAAAAGUGAUGAAGCUGCUAGAAGACUGCAAGAUGAGAUCCAUAGGAUAAAAACACACAAGGUUCAAUUACAACAAAAGAUAAAGCAAGAAUCUGAGCAAUUCAGGCAGUGGAAGGCAUCUCGAGAAAAAGAAGUGCUUCAGCUAAAAAAGGAAGGACGAAGAAACGAGUAUGAGAUGCAUAAGCUGCUGGCUCUAAACCAGAGGCAAAAGCUGGUCCUUCAGCGAAAAACUGAAGAAGCUGCUAUGGCUACGAAACGACUUAAAGAGUUGCUAGAUUCUCGUAAAGCUACCCGAGAGACACCUGGUGGAGGAAGUAAUAAAGGUCCUGGAGCUCAGGCACUUGUGCAAGCUAUUGAGCAUGAGCUUGAGGUUACUGUAGGAGUCCAUGAAGUGCGGUCAGAAUAUGAGCGACAAAUGAAAGAGAGGUCUAAAAUGGCUGAGGAGAUUGCGAGACUCAAAGAAGAAGCACUUUUAGAAAAGCAGCACAAGCUAAGUGAAACCCCCCAGUCAAUGUCCCCUGGUGCUAGAAACUCUAGGAUCCAUGCCCUUGAAAACAUGCUUUCUACUUCUUCAAGUGCCCUUGUUUCCAUGGCAUCUCAAUUGUCAGAAGCCGAGGAGCGUGAGAGGACAUUUAGUGGCAGAGGACGGUGGAAGAAUAUCCGUUCACUUCCAGAAGCAAAAAAUAUAAUGAAUUUCCUUUUCAAUGUUGCAUCCUCAUCCAGAUGUCAGCUAAAAGAUAGAGAAUUUGACUGUAGAGAGAAAGAUUUGGAAAUUAGAGAUUUAAAGGAGAAAGUGUUCAAUUUGGUUAGGCAACUGGAGCAUAAAAAGACUGAACUCAGCCGUCAGGAAAAUUUGGUGAAGUUGGCUCUAGAGAGACCAUCCAAUGAAACAAAAGUGGGCUCUGGUUAUGUCUUACGACCUAAGGGAUCUCGUAACUCCACAAGCAGUAGUGGAGUUUAUGAGUCCGAGCUACUGGAGGACAUGGACACAUCAGAUGAGUCAGAGGAAGAUGUCGAGUGGGGACACACAGUAGAGAGAAAAGGUCGUCAAACUAGAAGGAAGGAGAAACUGGUCGAGUCAAUUUGUUGCUCGUGCAGUAAAUCUUCCUUCUGCAAGACGUCAAGAUGUGAGUGUCGGGCCGUAAUGGGUAGUUGCAGCAUCUCCUGUAGCUGCGGGCCCACCAAAUGUAGCAAUCGGAAGGAGUCUUCUGGAAAUUUGUUCGAAAGAGAUGAAAAGGAGAGUAAUAAUGAUGAACUUGCUUCUCAUGGUGCAGUGCUGCUUCAAACUGCUUUUUCUGAGAAGCCCGCUGGCCCGAAUGAUGCUGAGACCGUGAGGAAGCCACUGUCCGACAUUGGGAAUAACCUGGUAUUACCCGGCAUCCCAAAACCAAAUAUUCCGAGGAAAAAAUGGCGCAAGUCGGUCAUUCAGCUUGUUCCGACAACACCUGCUGCAGCUCAGGCACAACCGAAUGCUGAAGUUACUGAGCAGCCAAAAAUCAAUGCCGAAACUGAUAUCCCAUUAAAGUUACCGAGAGCGAUUCGGUCGACUUUGUCAAAUAACAAUCAUCUGAGGGAGAGGAACUUGGAUCAGCCUAAUGAGCCCAUAAAUGAUGAUAAUUGUACUCCUUCACUAGUAAGUGCUCCUCAACAAGCAACAGACAAAUAUGGGAAAGAAAACAGGGGACUGUAG
Messenger RNA from Striga hermonthica, 3609 nucleotides. NCBI's taxonomy places the organism in Eukaryota, Viridiplantae, Streptophyta, Magnoliopsida, Lamiales, Orobanchaceae. The record is from the annotation of a GenBank genome assembly.